GUCUAACCAAACACGGUCUUAAUCUCCUUCUCUACAACGGUCGAACCAAGGUCACCCAACAAUGGCGGCGACCAAGCACAGAGCCUCGAAGCCCGGUCCGAUCAGCCCGAAUUCAAGCACAAAGGUCUGGCUUUUCUCUUUAUUACUCACUAUUCAGUACGGGGCUCAACCUCUCAUCUCCAAACGCUUCACCAGGAGAGAAGUGAUCGUGACUUCAUCUGUUUUGGCUUGUGAGGUGGUAAAGGUUGUUAGUGCUUUUAUUCUUAUGGCAAAAGAUGGUACUUUGAAAAGGCUAUACAAGGAGUGGACUUUGAUCGACUCCCUGACUGCAUCCGGACUCCCAGCUGCCAUAUAUGCACUGCAAAAUAGCUUGUUGCAGAUAUCUUACAAAAAUCUUGAUUCACUCACAUUUUCAAUGUUGAACCAGACCAAACUAUUUUUCACAGCUUUGUUCACCUAUAUAAUAUUAGGGCAGAGGCAAUCUAUUCAACAAAUUGGUGCUCUUUUCUUGUUGAUAAUUGCUGCCAUCCUUCUAAGCAUCGGUGAAGGCUCCAGCAAAGCAUCUAGUACUGAUAGUCCUGAUGAGAUUUUAUUCUAUGGAAUUGUUCCAGUGUUAGUUGCUUCAGUGCUUUCUGGUCUGGCUUCUGCAUUGUGUCAGUGGGCUACUCAGGUUAAGAAACAUGCAUCAUACUUGAUGACUGUUGAGAUGUCAGUAAUUGGAAGCCUGUGCCUGCUGGCUAGUGCUCACAAGUCGCCAGACGGAACAGCUAUUAGACAGCAUGGGUUCUUUUACGGCUGGACUCCCCUGACAUUGAUCCCUGUUACGAUGAAUGCUGUUGGAGGGAUUCUUGUUGGUCUCGUGACAUCGUAUGCGGGUGGUGUCCGAAAGGGAUUUGUCAUUGUGUCUGCUCUACUUGUUACUGCUUUGCUACAGUUCGUCUUUGACGGGAAACCACCUUCUCCAUACUGUCUUGUGGCGUUUCCGCUCGUGAUCACUAGCAUAUCAAUAUACCAAAAAUAUCCAUAUCGUCUUAAAAAGAAAGACUAGUGAAUCAAGAAACGUAUACAAUUGGAAGAGGUACUAAGUUGGCCUAUUUUUUGUGCAUCCAAACAUGCAAGUGAUUACUAAACAUCAUUCAUUAUACACUUUAUGAAUAUCAGUAGGCUGAGGAGAGAUUUUGUAAAUUUUACAGAAGUUUUGCAUUUUGUUCAUCGAAUUCAUCCACGUGGACUGUGAUCGCUUUUUUCUUCCAAAACUUUGGAAAAUACUUGUUGUAUAUCACUAUUUACAUAAUUUUUUUACAAAUUGAUGAAGUGUCAAAAAAAAGUGGAGGAAUUAUUUUUAUUUGGUUGAUGAGAUUUUGAUCCAAUUAAAUUUUGCUACAUCAUCGAUUAGUAAAUAAAUUUGUAAGUUAUAAUGUUACAUAGAGUGAAAAACACAUGAAAAUAAAUGUUUUGUGCUAGGAAGCAUCAAUUGGAACUGCAAAAUGUAGUUUCAAACUUUCAGUUUAUGUACAUUGAUGACAUACGUACACAACGCAGAAUCAUCGCAGGAAAAAAAAA
Messenger RNA from Olea europaea var. sylvestris, 1563 nucleotides. Its product is annotated as CMP-sialic acid transporter 5-like. The coding region runs from base 62 to 1048 and encodes 328 amino acids. The transcript is spliced from 7 exons. Gene Ontology annotation, molecular function: pyrimidine nucleotide-sugar transmembrane transporter activity. NCBI's taxonomy places the organism in Eukaryota, Viridiplantae, Streptophyta, Magnoliopsida, Lamiales, Oleaceae. Gene Ontology annotation, cellular component: Golgi membrane. Gene Ontology annotation, biological process: pyrimidine nucleotide-sugar transmembrane transport. The record is from RefSeq and is a predicted model, not a curated record.